Messenger RNA from Sus scrofa (pig), 1316 nucleotides. RefSeq names its product forkhead box I3 (gene FOXI3). Gene Ontology annotation, biological process: anatomical structure morphogenesis; regulation of transcription by RNA polymerase II; cell differentiation. Gene Ontology annotation, molecular function: DNA-binding transcription factor activity, RNA polymerase II-specific; RNA polymerase II cis-regulatory region sequence-specific DNA binding. NCBI's taxonomy places the organism in Eukaryota, Metazoa, Chordata, Mammalia, Artiodactyla, Suidae. The record is from RefSeq and is a predicted model, not a curated record.
CGCCGCCGCCGCGCCGCACCCGCCGACGGCCACCGACAUGGCUCUCUACUGCGGCGACAACUUCGGCGUGUACUCUCAGCCCGGCCUGCCCCCGGCCACCGCCGCCACUGCCCCGGGCGCCCCUCCGCCCUCUCGAGCGCCCUACGGACUGACCGACUACGCCGCACCGCCGGCUGCCGCCGCCAACCCCUACCUGUGGCUCAACGGGCCGGCGGUGGGCGGUCCCCCCGCCGCCGCCGCCGCUGCCGCCGCGUACCUAGGCGCCCCCCCGCCGCCGCCGCCGCCCCCCGGGGGCGCGCCGGGUCCCUUCCUGCAGCCGCCGACCGCCGCCAGCACCUUCGGCUGCGCGCAGCGGCCCUUCGCGCAAUCCGCGUCCGCCGCGCCCGCCUCGCCCGCGGGGCCCGCGGCGCCCGGGGAGCUGGGCUGGCUGUCCAUGGCCAGCCGCGAGGAUCUGAUGAAGAUGGUGCGGCCACCCUACUCGUACUCGGCGCUCAUCGCCAUGGCCAUCCAGAGCGCGCCCGAGCGCAAGCUCACGCUCAGCCAUAUCUACCAGUUCGUGGCCGACAGUUUCCCCUUCUACCAGCGCAGCAAGGCCGGCUGGCAGAACUCCAUCCGCCACAACCUGUCGCUCAAUGACUGCUUCAAGAAGGUGCCCCGCGACGAGGACGACCCAGGGAAGGGGAAUUACUGGACCCUGGAUCCCAACUGUGAGAAAAUGUUUGACAACGGGAACUUCCGUCGGAAGCGAAAGCGCCGCUCGGAAGCCAGUAACACCCCCGCGGUAGAUGGGACAUCCAAAUCUGAAGAGGGGCUCUCCCCAGGACUGGGGUCUGGAGUAGGGGGAAAGCCGGAAGGGGACAGCGCCUCUGCGUUGCUGAGACCCUCCCAGUCCCCGGAACCUCCUGAGGGCACCAAGAGUACUGCCUCCUCCCCUGGAGGGUCCCUGCUCUCUUCUACCCCCUGCCUGAACAGCUUCUUCAGCAGCCUCGGCACCCUAAGCGUCAGCAGCAGUGCAAGCACCCAGCGAGCGCUCCCGGGUGGCCGCCACCUAGGGAUCCAGGGGGCCCAGGUGCCCUCCAGCGGCACAUUCCCCCCCAGCUCCGGCUCGGACGCCUCUCCAGACACCUUGCAGCUAAGUCACAGCACGGGCAACAGCAGCAGCCAGAGAUCUUCCUAUUAUAGUCCCUUCCCGGCCAGCACCAGUGGGGGGCAAAGCGGCCCCUUUGGCAGCCCUUUCUACAACUUCAGCGUGGUCAACAGCCUCAUCUACCCCCGAGAGGGCUCUGAGGUAUAGAGCACAGCGUGUUUCUUAGACC